AUGUCUGAGAAAGACAGCGGUGAAAAUCUGAAGGAAGAAACCUCUGACGAAAAUGAGCAGAAAGCAGAGGAACUUGGCUGCACUGAGAGCAAUGAAGAGAGAAAGCAAGAGCUCGAGCCUGUGCCUAUGACUCGGAAAAGACCUGAACCCAAACCCCCAAGCCAGCCUGCUGCCACAGAAAAGCCUGCAGCUGAAACCCUCAAGGUUUCAGAUUCUCCUGCUGCAGUUCAGACAGGAUGGGGGUACUGGGGAAGCUGGGGGAAAUCUCUUCUGUCAACUGCGUCUGCUACUGUAGCUACUGUAGGUCAAGGUAUUUCAAAUGUCAUAGAAAAAGCAGAAACAACCCUUGGGAUCCCCAGUCCUAGUGAAAUCUCUUCAGAGAGUAGAGAUGCUACAAGAGGAAGCGAGAAUCCUGAUGCUAGCAGCACAGAUGCAGUUGAUGAUGGCAGUUCCUUUCCUAUUGCUGGGGCUCUUGGAGUUUUAUCAACCAUCUCUACUGCUGUCCAAAGCACAGGAAAAAGCGUUAUUAGUGGAGGUCUGGAUGCCUUGGAAUUCAUCGGGAAAAAGACAAUGGAUGUAAUAGCUGAGGGAGACCCUGGAUUCAGAAAAACAAAGGGCCUAAUGAGCAGAAACUCUACGUUAUCUCAGGUCUUACGAGAGGCAAAGGAAAAAGAAGAGCAGCAGACAGCUACUGAGGUUACCAUGGCUACGGAGAAGAAAGCGCAUUAUGGGUUACUGUUUGAUGAGUUUCAGGGUCUUUCGCAUCUGGAAGCCUUAGAGAUGCUUUCCAGAGAGAGUGAAUCAAAGGUGAAAUCGGUUCUAAAUGCCCUCUCUGGGGAAGAGUUGGACACACUGAAGGAAGAAAUGGAACAACUCAGAGAAGCAUUUUCUCUACCUGAAUUCUUUGAAGAAGAAGAGGAAGAAAAGAAGGGAGAUGAGGAGUUCACAAAAGAAGUAACAGAGUUGUUUUCAGAAUUGCGUAUCUCCUCAAAGCCGGACAAACUGAUCAUGGUGAGGACAUCUGCUCGUGAAUGGAUAGCACAAUUCAACAGUCAUCUUCCUAAAGAAGAAAAAGAGAGUGAAGAAAAUCAAGAAGUAGAAUCCAGAGAUGGUGACCAUUAUGCUGAAAAAUCAGUAGAGGAUAUUCAUGCGUUUGCCAUAAGAAGUCUGGCUGAAUUGACAGCAUGCUCCAUUGAAAUGUUUCACAAAACUGCAGCUUUGUUUCUACAUGGUCAGAAACAAGAGGUGACAGCCACAGACAGAGCCAAGUCCCUUUCACAAAUGACGAUUGUGCUGUGUAAAGAACUGUCAGCUUUCUCUAAAGAGUUUACUACGUGCUUAACGACUGCAGGGGUCAAAGAGAAAGCAGAUGUGCUUAAUCCCCUAAUCACUGGAGUGUUUUUGGAGGCUUCAAACAGUGCUUCAUAUAUCCAAGAUGCCUUCCAACUCUUGCUGCCUGUACUGCAGAUCUCUUUUAUUGAGGCUAGAACGGAACUAUCACAGCAAUAAAAAUCCUUCUAAUUAAGAACUUUUUGACCUUCCCCGUAGUUUCCAUGCUGGAGAAUGAUGUAACAGGUGUUAUUAAAAGGAAAAAGAUUAACUCUGAUCGCUGCUGCUGCAAGAACGGUGAUUAAAGACAGUCUGGCAAUGAAAGCUCUUACAGCACAUUGUGAGAUGUGAUUAGCAUAGUCCAGGCUGGUGGACAGCGUGACAGACUUAAAGUGCAGGUUGCUUCUCUGUUUUCAUGGACUGUCUAUGUCUUUUCACUGAAAUCCCUGUGCUGUAUGUGUUAACAAGCUCUUUGGAGAAGCUCUCUGGACUGUGAAGACAAUGCUGGAGAAAAGAGUAGCAGCUGGCUAGUUAAGAGUUAGCUAAAAUCAUGGUGUGAUUUUUAAGUCAGAGAGACAUAAUUAGGUUCCUGGUUGGUUUUGAAGUGAAUAUUGGAUAGGAGGUGCAAGAAAAGGCAAAUAUUUAUGAUUAUGAACCUUGCAGUUCCUAAGCUGGAAAGAAUAGAGCAGAGAGGAUUCCGUAUCAAGCCGUUGUUGCUGAAGAGAAGCCCUGGCUUCCUGAAGAUGUCUGUUAAUGACUCAGGGAUGUGGGAUGGGGACUCUCACUAGGGUGCUGUUUCUCAUUCUCUUGCAGAGUGCUUGCUUCAGCACGAGCUGGGAAAAUGCUGAUCUCGCCCUAAGAAUGUGGGUACUUUUCUUUAUAGCAAUAAAUGAGAACUGGC
Messenger RNA from Fulmarus glacialis (Northern fulmar), 2230 nucleotides. It is a transcript of the gene FAM114A2, whose product is annotated as family with sequence similarity 114, member A2. The record is from RefSeq and is a predicted model, not a curated record. NCBI's taxonomy places the organism in Eukaryota, Metazoa, Chordata, Aves, Procellariiformes, Procellariidae. Bases 1 to 1509 code for a protein of 502 amino acids. The transcript is spliced from 13 exons.